Molecule: messenger RNA, 1353 nt
Organism: Caenorhabditis briggsae
Lineage: Eukaryota; Metazoa; Nematoda; Chromadorea; Rhabditida; Rhabditidae
Exons: 6
Coding region: 1-1353 (450 amino acids)
Biological process (GO): amino acid transmembrane transport
Cellular component (GO): vacuolar membrane
Molecular function (GO): amino acid transmembrane transporter activity
Source: RefSeq, a predicted model, not a curated record
AUGUCUGUAUCCUCGUACGGUGGUACGCCACGUGGCAAUGAGCUACUACCGCUGCGCGGCUCGAAUCAGCCAACAAUGGGAGAAAUGUUCGGAUCACGAGUCAGAGAUUCAAGAUCAAUCACAGCGGAUCAGGCACUAAUCCAUAUGAUCAAAGUGAUGAUGGGUACAGGAAUGUUGUCUCUUCCAUUGGCAUUCAAGCAUUCGGGUCUCUGGUUGGGACUGAUUCUUCUUUGUUGUAUUUGUCUGAUUUGUAUAUAUUGCACCAGACAACUGAUCUUUGGGCAACACUAUAUCACUUUUAUCAAGCGAGAGCAACGAAUGGAUUAUGCAAAUGUGAUGAGAUCCGCUGUAGAGUUGGGUCCCGCCUGGAUUCGAGGCCACGGAUAUCUUUUCAAACAAAUGGUCAAUUUGAACAUGUUCGUCGCUCAAUUCGGCUUUUGCUGUGUCUACUUUGUAUUCAUGGCUGACAACCUGAAACAAUUUUUCGACCAGACCUCCAAUAUUCAUAUCUCUCAAGCUGGUUGGAUUGCUCUUCUUUUGAUUCCAAUCAGUGCCCUAUGCACUAUUCGGGAACUGAAAGCGUUGGCUCCAUUGGCUGCUAUUGCUAAUUUUGUGUAUUUGAUUGCAGUGGUUAUCGUCUUGCAAGAUUUGUUCUCAGAAUGGCAACCAUGGGACCAACUUCCAGCCUUCGGAUCCAUUGAAUCCCUUCCAUUAUUUUUCGGUACUGUAAUGUUUGCUUUCGAAGGAGUAGCCGUUGUGCUUCCAAUUGAAAAUCAAAUGAACGAACCAAUUCACUUUAUCACUCCUAACGGUGUUCUUAACACUUCCUGUGUCCUAGUUCUCCUUGUUUAUAUGACAGUUGGAUUUUUCGGAUUCUUGAGAUAUGGAAACGAUAUUAAGGACACCUUAACACUCAACUUACCACAGACUCCAUUCUAUCAAGCUAUCAAAGUAAUGUUUGUGCUGUGCAUUCUGGUUUCCUACCCUCUUCAAUUUUACGUUCCAAUGGAGAGAGUCGAGAAGUGGAUUAAGAGAAAAGUCGUGGAGACAAAGCAAGAACCAUUGAUUUAUGCGAUCAGAUUUGGUGGAGUACUAUUGACCUGCGCCAUGGCUCAACUGAUUCCCCACUUGGCACUAUUCAUCUCUCUCGUUGGAAGUGUAGCUGGAACAUCCCUCACCCUUGUCUUCCCACCACUUAUCGAGCUUUUGUGCUGCUAUUCAAGGCAAGAAUUGACCAAAUGGGUUUGGAUAAGAAACAUUGGAUUGAUGCUGUUCGCUUUAGUCGGAUUCACAACUGGUACCUAUGCCAGUAUGGUACAGAUUGUGGAGGCUUUUGGAAAGUCUGAUGUUUAG